AUGGCAUCACUACCUAAGCCAGUAUUGGGGGUGGGGGUGUUCCUGCUGAAGGGCAAUAAAGUGCUACUGGGUCGCCGCCGCACCGCCGUUGGGAGCAACACAUUCGCCCUUCCCGGCGGCCACCUCGAGUUCGGAGAAAGCUUUGAGCAAUGUGCAGCCAGAGAAAUUAAGGAGGAAACUGGGCUGGACAUCACAGAAAUUGAGUUUCUCACUGUCACCAACAAUGUCCUUUCAGAACCAAAGCCCAUUCAGUUGAUUGCCAUCCUCAUGCGUGCGGUGAUGGCAGAUCCUGAACAGACGCCCAUCAAUCUUGAGCCCGAGAAAUGUGAUGGUUGGGAUUGGUAUGACUGGGAUAAUCUUCCAAAGCCGUUAUUUUAUCCGUUAGAAACUUUUGUGCUACGUGGUUUGAAUCCUUUUCCAUCCCAUUAG
Fraxinus pennsylvanica is the source of this 429-nucleotide messenger RNA. NCBI's taxonomy places the organism in Eukaryota, Viridiplantae, Streptophyta, Magnoliopsida, Lamiales, Oleaceae. The record is from the annotation of a GenBank genome assembly.